AUGCUUUAGUUUGUUUCUGCUGGUCAAGGAAAUGAUGUAUAAUGCAAAAGUUAGAAUUAAUGUUCAACAACUGGUUGUGGAGCUGGUGUAAGUUGGAUAAAUGGCGUAGGAGCAAAUGCAUGUGCAAUAGCAGAUUGCACAGUUGCUUUACCUUCUUCAGGAUUAAAUGAUUACAUAUGUAGUAGCUGUCCUCCUUAACCUGGACAAGUUUACGCAAAUUCCUCAGGUACUGCUUGUGUAUCCACUUCUCAAUCCUGCUCAGCUGUUUAAAAUGUUAUUGACUCUGAUUGCAGUUUAUGUAAUUCAAAAACUCCUUUUGCAAAUUCAAAUAAAACUGCAUGCUGUAACUCAACUGCAAGCUGUUCUACUGCUACAGGUUUAACAGAUAGUAUAUGUGGUCCGUGCAAUCAGGGUAUAAAUUAAAAUAUAUUUGCUUCUUCUGAUGGAUCUAAAUGUGUCAACCCUUCUUAAAGCUGCAGCUCUACUUCAUAGUGGAAGGACUCUGAUUGCCUAAUUUGUAAUCCUUAAAAACCAUAUGCUUCUGCUGAUAAGUCUAUUUGUGUAGCAUCAAGCUAAUCUUGCUCCUCUUCAUCUGGAUGGAAAGAUAGCGAUUGUAUCCUUUGUAGUCCUACUGCACCAUUUGCUGCUAAAGAUGGUAUGAGUUGUGUUAAUUCUUCAUAAUCUUGCAGUUCUACCUCUAAUUGGACUGAUUCUGAUUGCAUUUUAUGUACUCCCAAAUCACCAUAUGCAAGGUUAGAUGGUUUAUAAUGCGUAGCCUCCUCAUAAUCAUGCUCCUAAUCUACAAAUUGGCAAGAUGCAGAUUGUAAGUUAUGUUCUCCCCAAUCACCAUAUGCGAGCUCAGAUAAAACUACUUGUGUCAAUUCAACUUAAACUUGUAAUUCUUCCUCUGGGUGGAUAGAUAAUAACUGUAAUUUAUGUUCGCCUUCAAAACCCUUUGCUUCAGCUGAUGGAAAAAGCUGUGUAGCUUCUUCAUAAUCAUGUAGCUCUACAACCAAUUGGUCUGAUAAUGAUUGUAUACUAUGUACUCCUUCAAAACCUUAUGCAUCAGGAGACUCAAACAGCUGUGUUGCUUCUACUUAAUCUUGUAAUUCUACUUCUGGUUGGACUGAUUAAAAUUGUUUCUUAUGUACUCCUACAAAAAUGUAUGCUACUGUUGAUGGAACUAGCUGCGUUUCAUCUACUUAAUCUUGUAGUUCUAAAUCUAAUUGGACUGAUAAUGACUGCGCUCUUUGUACUCCUUCUACCCCUUUUGCUAAUUCAAAAAAAACUGGAUGCGCAGAUCCCUCUGUUUAAUGUGUUGGAAGAGACCCCACACAAGCAUCUUAACUCUGGACUGACAGUGAUUGUUCAGCAUGCUAUUAAAAUGGUUACAGAUCCUAAACAGAUGGAUCUUCUUGCGUUAAUUGCCUAGCGACUUCAGGAAUGACCAAUUCUUCAUGCGCUCUUUGUAACGGAACAGAUGAUGGAGAUAACUAAUAUGCCAAUUCUUUAGGUGCUUGUGUUUCAGUUGACUGUUCAUAAACAAGUGGAUGGGUAGAUGCUGAUUGUUAGCUUUGCAAUCCUUAAACCCCAAGCGCUUCAAGUGAUGGAACUGCAUGUUUAUCUACUACUCAUUAAUUUAUUCUUAUAGCAUCUUAUUUAUAUAUCCUUUAAUUAUUACUCUGA
This is a messenger RNA of Tetrahymena thermophila SB210, 1686 nucleotides long. Its product is annotated as cell surface immobilization antigen. The record is from RefSeq and is a predicted model, not a curated record. NCBI's taxonomy places the organism in Eukaryota, Ciliophora, Oligohymenophorea, Hymenostomatida, Tetrahymenidae. The transcript has a single exon.